Molecule: messenger RNA, 962 nt
Organism: Hordeum vulgare subsp. vulgare (domesticated barley)
Lineage: Eukaryota; Viridiplantae; Streptophyta; Magnoliopsida; Poales; Poaceae
Product: agropine synthesis reductase
Exons: 6
Coding region: 38-748 (236 amino acids)
Source: RefSeq, a predicted model, not a curated record
AGUCCUUUGGAGAGGGGCAGAGUGCGGUUUGUCCAAAAUGGAGGGCUCGAGCGGCGACUCGCCGCCGGCGCCGCCGCCCGCCUUCCGGAACAGGUACUGGAUCCUCCGCCACGGCCGCAGCGUCCCCAACGAGCGCGGCCUCAUCGUCUCCUCCCUGGAGAACGGCACGAAGCCGGAGUUCGGGCUGGCCCCGGAGGGCGUCGAGCAGGCGCGCUCCGCCGGCGAGUCGCUCCGGAAGGAGCUCGGGGAGAUGGGUGUGCCGGUGGACUCUGUCAAGAUCUGUUAUUCGCCGUUCUCCCGGACGACAGAGACGGCCAGGGUGGUCGCUGGUGUGCUGGGCGUCCCAUUUGAGGGUCCUAGCUGCAAGGCAACCGUGGAACUUCGUGAACGUUAUUUUGGACCAUCAUAUGAGUUGCUUUCACACGAGAAGUAUGCAGAGGUAUGGGCGAUAGAUGAAGCAGAUCCCUUUCUGGCUCCAGAAGGUGGGGAGAGUGUUGCAGAUGUUGCUAGUAGACUUGCAGGGGUGUUGUCUUCUACAGACGUGGAGUUUCAUGGCUCUGCUGUUCUUAUUGUCAGCCAUGGGGAUCCACUACAGAUCUUUCAAGCAGUGCUCAGUGGAGCCAAGGAAAACCCAUCUUUCCUCGACAAGGUAGCUGGCCUGAAAAAGGAAAGCCUGAUAGUUCCAUCCGUGUUGUCGCAGCACCGCAAGUUCGCACUCAACACAGGAGAGCUGCGUCGAGUCAUGUGACCCGACACAGAUUUGAUCAUAUGCUCAUAUGUCGUAGAUAAUUCAUGUAUCCGUAGUUCCUUAUGGAGAGUCUGAUAAGAUGGAAAAAAUGUUGUUCGAUGGCACUCCAUUAUUUCGGUUGAUCAGAUUGAAGAUCUGCUUGUAACCGUGAAAAAAGAGCACAUGCACAAGAGAUUGCUUUUGAAUUUGAUCCAGCAGUACCAUUUUUGUGCCA